Molecule: messenger RNA, 852 nt
Organism: Botrytis fragariae
Lineage: Eukaryota; Fungi; Ascomycota; Leotiomycetes; Helotiales; Sclerotiniaceae
Product: putative transcription factor cys6 protein
Exons: 2
Coding region: 1-852 (283 amino acids)
Biological process (GO): regulation of transcription by RNA polymerase II
Cellular component (GO): nucleus
Molecular function (GO): zinc ion binding; DNA-binding transcription activator activity, RNA polymerase II-specific; RNA polymerase II cis-regulatory region sequence-specific DNA binding
Source: RefSeq, a predicted model, not a curated record
AUGCAGAACUUAGAUGAAGCAUCAAAGCGAACAGCAAGGUCGAGGACGCCGACUGCGUGUAUACAGUGUCAAAAGAGAAAGCAAAAAUGUAGUAGGGAACAACCGUGUAGGCAUUGUUUGAGGAGAUUUCCUGAAGUGGAAUGUAUCUAUAGCUUUGAAGGAAAGCAUAGUAUGGUGCCACCGUCCCCAAAUAGGUUAUCUGUACCCGAUGACACCCCUGCGUCUUUCUAUGCAGAUCAAGAAACCUUGGCGGGUCGACUUUCUUCCAUUCCUUCCUCACAAAACUACUCGAGCACAGUAUUGAACGAAGCACAUCAUCAAGUAUCUGAACAAAAUUCACGAGAAGAGAAUAUGAGCUAUAUGCCCACGUUCGAUAUCACGAACUCGGAUCCAUUCAGGUACAAUCAUCCUUACCAGGAAGCUUUGAGCACUGCAAUACCUGCCUCUGUAAUUGGAUCAUACGGCGAGCAAGAAAUGGACCCAAAUGAAUUGGAUUUCCGACCUGUACCACAAGUUCCGACAAAUACACCAGACCAAAUUCCAUUCUACGAUUAUAUGAAUGGUCCGCAUAUAGAGACAGAAAGCUGGAACCAUUCUUCCAAUUUGAGUACAAAUUCAGGAAUGGUCGAUUUACAGAAUAUCGAUCAAUCAUAUUUCAUUCCACUUCCAACGCAGACCACAAGUUCUCAGCCAUUUGAUAUCAAUGGGUCUCCUGCGUUUCACCAAGGGUUUGGGAAUAAUGAAAUGACAAAUUUGACCAAUCCGCCGGAUACUUCGUUCUCGCCUGGAACGCCAGAUCGUCAAAAUCCAGAUUAUGGAGCAACGGAUGGAUAUUCGGGAUCGUACUACUAG